AGGUCACCACGUCAAUGCUGAUCGCUUUAAAUGAAAUUGUGUUUAGAGUUUGGUUGAGUGUAUGUUAAAAUAAAUUUUUGUUCAAGAAAAACACUGGAAUGGCAGCCGGCGAAAGCACAUAUAUAUUGGAGAAAAAAACUGUUGUAUCACCAACUUCUCCACCUCAGGAAAGAGACAAUGAAAGUUUUGGAUCAACUCAUGAUGUUAAACAAUUAAUACUGGAUGAACCAGUUGGUAAAAGUACUGAAACAAGUAAUCUUCACCAAACUGGAUUUAAUUACAUCAAUAGUAUUAUUGGAUCUGGAAUUGUGGGUAUUCCUUAUGCUAUAAAUCAAGCUGGAUUUGUAUUGGGUUUACUUUUACUUCCAAUUAUAGCUAUUGCUACAGAUUAUUCCUUAUGUAUUCUAGUAAAAGGUGGAAAUAUUGUUGGUGUGUCAACUUAUCAAGAUUUGGUACAAGCAGCAUUUGGAAAACCUGGAUUUUAUUUUCUAACUUUAAUUCAAUUCAUCUAUCCUUUUAUAGCAAUGAUCAGUUAUAAUAUCAUUAUUGGAGAUACAAUUACUAAAGUUCUAAUGAGAAUUUUUGGAGUAUCUCGGAAUACAGUUUUGGGAAAUCGUCAUUUUGUAGUAUUUUUUGUUACAGUAUGUGUAACAUUACCUUUAUCUUUAUAUCGAAAUAUCAGUCGUCUCUCAAAGGUUUCUUUAGUAUCUUUAUUAUUUGCUGUCUUUAUUUUAAUAUUUGUUCUCGUUCGAGCAUCAACACUGGCAGGAAUUGUUCCAGCUACAUCUAAUGCAUAUUCUUUUGCCAAUUGGGGAAUAACUGAUGCUAUUGGAGUCAUUGCAUUUGCAUUUAUGUGUCACCACAAUUCUUUUCUGUUAUAUGAUGCUCUUGAAAAUCCAACUCAGGGCAGGUGGAAUCGUAUUACACACAUCAGUAUGGGUCUGUCAUUUAUUCUAAUAUUAGUUUUUGGAAUUGGAGGAUAUGUUACAUUUACAGGAUUUAGUCAAGGAGAUUUAUUGGAAAAUUAUUGUAUGACUGAUGAUUAUGCCAAUGCAGCACGUAUUUUAUUUACCAUAACAAUUAUGCUGACUUACCCCAUUGAGUGCUUUGUAACUCGUGAAGUAUUUGAAAAUGCUUUCUUUGCCAAUCAUCAACCUUCUUCAACUCUCCGUCAUGCUAUUGUCACUGUCGUAAUUGUUUUUCUAACUUUUGCAUUAUCUAUAUUGACUGAUUGCUUGGGAAUUGUCUUACAGUUGAAUGGAAUAUUAGCUGCUGUUCCUCUUGCAUACAUCCUUCCUGCAGCUACAUAUUUAAAAGUACAACAGGAAAGAAUUUUGUCUUGGGAUAAAACCCCAGCAUUUUUAUUAGUAUUUUUUGGAAUUAUUGUUGCUGUUUGUGGGACUGCUAAAACUGUGAUAAAUAUUUCAAAUGGAAUUACCUGCAGCCAUGGAGAAGAAAUGCCAUAUUGCCUUCCUCCAUUCAUUCCAACAAAUAUUUCAAACGUUUAUAAUUUAUCUACGAUAAAUGAUCUAUCGUGAAUCUAAUAUAUAUUCAUAAAAUAAUAUAUUAUUGUGUAGAGUAUAAUAUAUACAUAUAUAUAUAUACAUGAUCAUAUAUUUUUCUUGCAUGAAAUUUUUAAAUUACUAUAUUUAUUAUUUCAUAAGAAUUUUAAAAAUAUUGGCACAAACUUAUAUCAUUGUUUCAAUGAGAUAUACAAAUAUAUUUGAUAAGAAACUUUUAUAAAUGGGUUAACCAUGGUUGAUUUAUUUAUUUUAUCAAAAAUUCAAUUUUUAAUUUGUUUAAAUGAUAAAAAUUUGCUUUAGUUUACUUAAUAUACAAAGAUUUAUGUAUAUGUAUUUAUUAUUACUACUUUUUCUUACGUAUAUUACUUGAUAGUUUUAUUAAGAACUUAAUAUUUACUAUCUUGACAAUUAUUUUUAAAACUUCCAAAUUUGAGUACGGUAGGCCCUCGAUUUGAUGGACUAAUUGGGAAAGGGGCUUGCCCUAUUGCCAAAAGUCUGUUUGAUUUGAAUGCACUUCAAUAACAUAUUGAUAACCAACUUACAACAUACAGGAUGUAUUAAAAUAUUGCUAUAAAGUAUAAGUAUGAAUAAAAUAUUAUUGUGAUGUACAGUACAUUGAGUAAUUUAUACCCAUUGACUCAAUCAUUUAGUGUGCUCUAUUUGCGAAUUAAAAACAGAUUCUAAAUUUUUCUUUUAAGACAGAAAUUUAUUUUUGUCUAUUAAUUAAAUUGAGGGUUUACUGUAUUUUGGA
Messenger RNA from Centruroides sculpturatus (bark scorpion), 2274 nucleotides. RefSeq names its product putative sodium-coupled neutral amino acid transporter 11. The transcript has 13 exons. The record is from RefSeq and is a predicted model, not a curated record. Lineage: Eukaryota; Metazoa; Arthropoda; Arachnida; Scorpiones; Buthidae. Bases 99 to 1538 code for a protein of 479 amino acids. Gene Ontology annotation, molecular function: amino acid transmembrane transporter activity. Gene Ontology annotation, biological process: amino acid transmembrane transport.